GUUAAUGUCCCUAUUAACUCGCCAUAUCUCAAUGACCCUAGUGUAGACAUUCCGAAUGUGCUUGGUGGGGAGUUGUUGCUUCCUACAAACAAAAUUGAAAAUUGCUUUCCCACAAUCACCGAAGAACAUAUUGACGUCAUUGUUGAAUUGCCUGAGUUGCCUGCUUUAACCGAUAAAUCUGUAAUACAAAUAUCAAGUGUAAACGAAGAAUACUUGGCGAAGAUUCUAGAGUAUACUGGGCUUGAUUACAAAACAACAACUCUUGAAGAGGAACUGCCAGGCCUUGACUUAAAUUUGAACGAGAGGAUUAAUGCUUUCAAAUGGUCAGACGAAGCAGAAAUAUUACAAAACGGUAGAUAUAAGACUUAUAUCACUAAUAUUCUCAAACUUGGAUCAUUUCGGAGACUUGGAAUCUAUGAUACAAUAAACGAUAAUUCCUUUCUUACUACAAGUGCUGACAUUCUUCCAAUGAAACUAUCUGGCACAACAGAUUUAGUUAUAGUAGACAGACAUUCUAUUGCCAUGCAAUUACCAGAAAAACAUAUUCGAAUCCUUUUUGAAUUAAAGAAGAUCAUUGUAAAAGCUGAUACAUUUCAAAUUAUGGCGGAAUUAAUCUCGGCGGAUUUAAAAUCAAAUUAUACUAUUUUGGCAGUGUUGACUGAUUUGAUAGAUGAUUGGCGUUUUUAUUGGCUUAACGAUAAUGAUAGAAAUAUCAUAGGGUUCAAGCUUCCAAGAGUUAAUGCUGUGGCACUGUUACGAAAAAACCUUGCAUUUGCGGAGUUAGAACAGGAGAGAUCAGAAAAUAAAGAACUGGGUCAAGAAUUGGAUCAAGUUUUGGGAAUUUCUACUUCUGAAGUGGAAGAACCACUACCAAAAAGGCAAAAGAUUAAACAAAUUUUUGGUACCGCUAACGUAAGUUCUGAUAUAGCUUCUAUGGAAGAUUUUUUUGAUACGAUGACAGAAGAAGAAAUAUUUCGAUAUAAAGCAAAGCGUCUCUUAAUUUCAUUUUUUAGCCAAAUAAACUUUAAUCAAUGGUCGGAACAAGGACAGGCUGAAGUUGAAAAAGAGAAAAAAGAGUUAGAAUAUUUUAAUGUAAAUGACUACGAUGACGGGUGA
This is a messenger RNA of Funneliformis caledonium, 1116 nucleotides long. The record is from the annotation of a GenBank genome assembly. Lineage: Eukaryota; Fungi; Glomeromycota; Glomeromycetes; Glomerales; Glomeraceae.